Desarmillaria tabescens is the source of this 873-nucleotide messenger RNA. RefSeq lists its product as uncharacterized. The transcript is spliced from 7 exons. The coding region runs from base 1 to 873 and encodes 290 amino acids. NCBI's taxonomy places the organism in Eukaryota, Fungi, Basidiomycota, Agaricomycetes, Agaricales, Physalacriaceae. The record is from RefSeq and is a predicted model, not a curated record.
AUGACUCCCCAAACGCCAACUAGACCGCUCUGCAAGAGGUGCCAGCAACGACCCGUCUUCGUGGAGAAUGGCCAUAUGCAUGAAUACUGCGGUCGUACGUGUGCUGAAGCACAAGAGGGACGCAAAUUGAACGCGUGUCUAUUGGUCGGAUGUCAACAAACCGGCAGAGCUGCACACGCUGACUUUUGUUCCACUGAACAUGCCAUGGAAGGUGUUCGGAAGCGACAAAUAGCGUCUUGCAAAGUCUGUCGCGCCUACCCCAAGGUGACUGCUGACGGGUUCUGUAAUGCUUGCAAGCAACAGCUGUCAUCCCCCACGAUCACCUUGGAAUCUGCAUCGUCUCGCUUUAAAGAAUUGAGUCGCAUUUCUGGAGAAGCCAGAGAAGUCAGUAAACACUUCAUCAGAUAUUGGGAUCCAUCGGGUGCCAAGUCACCUACUCUGCGCAAGAUUUACAAGGUCAGAUCCACGGCUGAGGAAAACGAGUCGUAUAAGGAUUUCAAGAAACGUGUCAACAAGCCCAAAGAAGUGCGCACAUUUCAUAGCGCACAAUGCAUCUGUGAUCUGGGAGAGAAGUCGCCCGAGGUUUGUCAAUACAAAUCAUGCGGUAUCUGUAGUAUCAUCAAGUCGUCUUUCAAUGCCUUCGAAUUUGGCGAACCUGUCAAUAACGGGAGAUUCGGAGAGGGAAUAUAUUCCCACAAGUUUGCGGUAUACGCUGAUCGUUUUGCCACUUCCUGCACUUCAUCCCAGUAUCGGGUAACAAUCUUGAGUGACGCGAUCGUAGAUUCUAGUACCGAGAUUCCCGAGGACGAGUCAUUAUUCGUUCCUACCCCCGACGCUAUCAUCCCACGAUAUGUCCUCAUGUACGACAAGUAA